Messenger RNA from Lemur catta (Ring-tailed lemur), 4895 nucleotides. It is a transcript of the gene HFM1, whose product is annotated as helicase for meiosis 1. Gene Ontology annotation, molecular function: ATP binding; nucleic acid binding. The coding region runs from base 22 to 4473 and encodes 1483 amino acids. The record is from RefSeq and is a predicted model, not a curated record. The transcript has 38 exons. NCBI's taxonomy places the organism in Eukaryota, Metazoa, Chordata, Mammalia, Primates, Lemuridae.
GACAAAGUCCAGUUUUCAACAAUGCUGAAAUCAAAUAACUGCUUAUUUUCUUUGGAAAAUUUGUUUUCUGAAAAACCAGGUGAAGUUGAAAACUACCCAGACAAUGAAAAGUCAUUGGAUUGGUUUCUUCCUCCUGCUCCACUGAUUUCAGAAAUUCCAGACACUCAGGAAUUAGAAGAAGAAAUAGAAAGUUAUAAACUAUUAUGUCAAGAAAAGAGACCAAAAAUGUUAACAUCAAAUUUAAAGAUAACUAAAGAAGAUAGAAAUUAUAUUUCACCAACACAAAAAAUCCAAUUUGUCUUCCCUUCUAAUAAAUAUGAACAAGAUGAUCUAAAUUUAGGAGGGGUAAUUAACAAUGACUUAUCACAUGUUGCUGGCAAGCUGACAUAUAGUUUUUGUCAGAAACGUAAAAAUCAUAUUGGCAGUGAAAUAGCACCUGAGCAAAAUGUUCCUGAUGAUACAAAAUUAGUUAAUUUUGCAGAAGAUAAAGGAGACAGCAUAUCAGCAUUCCGGAAAAGAUUAUUUAAAAUAUCUGAUGAUAUACAUGGAAGUGCUUAUUCCAAUGACAGUGCAAACUUCGACUCUCACAUUGGUUCAGUGAAAAUUGCUCAAACAGAAAUGAACAAAGGGAAAUCAAGGAACUAUAGCAAUAGUAAACAGAAACCUCAAUAUUCUGCAAAUGUGUUUCUAGCAAAUGAUGCUUUUUCUGCUUCUGAAAUUGGAGAAACCAUAUUCAAAUCACCAUCUUUUUCAGUUGCUUCCCAGCCUCAUGACAGUCGAGGGAUCACAGAAAAUGGUUUAGGUUCCUUGAAGGCUGUGACAGAAAUUCCGGCAAAAUUUAGAAGUAUUUUCAAAGAAUUCCCAUAUUUCAACUAUAUACAGUCCAAAGCCUUUGAUGAUCUCCUUUACACAGAUAGGAAUUUUGUGAUUUGUGCUCCAACUGGUUCUGGAAAAACUGUAGUGUUUGAACUAGCUAUAACAAGAUUGUUAGUGGAAGUACCAUUGCCAUGGUCGAAUAUUAAAAUUGUUUACAUGGCACCAAUAAAAGCCCUGUGUAGUCAGCGUUUUGAUGACUGGAAAGAGAAAUUUGGACCAAUAGGACUGAAUUGUAAAGAACUCACUGGAGAUACAGUAAUGGAUGACCUAUUUGAGAUUCAGCAUGCUCAUAUUAUUAUGACAACUCCAGAAAAAUGGGAUAGCAUGACUAGGAAAUGGAGAGAUAACUCUUUGGUCCAGCUGGUUCGACUGUUUCUCAUUGAUGAGGUACAUGUUGUAAAAGACGAAAAUCGUGGUCCAACUCUUGAAGUUGUAGUCAGCAGAAUGAAAACUGUACAGUCUGUAUCUCAGACUUUAAAAAAUAUUAGCACUGUUAUUCCAGUGAGAUUUGUAGCUGUAUCUGCAACAAUUCCAAAUGCUGAGGAUAUUGCAGAAUGGCUUUCAGAUGGUGAAAGACCUGCUGUUUGUCUAAAAAUGGAUGAAAGCCAUAGACCGGUGAAACUUCGGAAAGUGGUCCUUGGAUUUCCCUGCAGUAGUAACCAAACUGAAUUUAAGUUUGAUUUAACCCUGAACUACAAAAUUGCCAGAGUUAUACAAACGUACUCUGAUCAGAAACCAACACUUGUGUUUUGUGCAACAAGGAAAGGUGUACAACAGGCUGCUUCUGUUCUUGUGAAAGAUGCUAAAUUUAUUAUGGCUGUGGAACAGAAACAGAGGUUACAGAAGUGUGCAUAUUCCAUAAGAGAUUCAAAACUGAGAGAUUUCUUAAUACAUGGUGUUGCUUAUCAUCAUGCUGGUAUGGAGCUGUCAGAUAGAAAAGUAGUUGAAGGAGCUUUUACUGUUGGAGAUUUACCAGUUCUUUUUACUACUAGUACUUUAGCUAUGGGCGUAAAUUUGCCUGCUCACCUAGUAGUUAUAAAAUCUACAAUGCAUUAUGCUGGAGGAAUGUUUGAAGAGUACAGUGAAACAGAUAUUCUACAGAUGAUUGGUAGAGCUGGUCGACCUCAAUUUGACACUACAGCUACUGCAGUUAUUAUGACUCGGUUAAGUACAAAAGAGAAGUACAUUCAAAUGUUAGCUUGUAGUGACACUGUAGAAAGCAGUUUGCACAGACAUCUCAUUGAGCAUUUAAAUGCAGAAAUAGUUUUGCAUACCAUCACAGAUGUGAAUAUUGCUUUGGAAUGGAUACGAUCAACCUUGCUUUAUAUCAGAGCCUUGAAAAAUCCAUCUCAUUAUGGUUUUGCAUCUGGAUUGAACAAAGAUGGAAUUGAAGCAAAAUUACAAGAACUAUGUUUGAAGAAUCUGAAUGAUUUAUCAUCCCUGGACUUAAUAAAGAUGGAUGAAGAUGUUAAUUUCAAGCCAACUGAGGCAGGAAGAUUGAUGGCUUGGUAUUAUAUUACGUUUGAGACAGUGAAGAAAUUUUGUACACUCAAUGGAAAAGAAACUUUAUCGGAUCUGGUCACAAUGAUAGCCGGCUGCAAGGAAUUUCUAGAUAUACAGUUAAGAAUAAAUGAAAAGAAAACACUGAAUACUUUGAACAAAGAUCGAAAUCGAAUAACUAUCAGAUUUCCAAUGGAAGGAAGAAUUAAAACAAGAGAAAUGAAAGUAAAUUGUCUUAUUCAGGCCCAGCUAGGAUGCAUUCCCAUACAAGAUUUUGCUUUGACACAAGAUACCUCGAAGAUUUUCAGAAAUGGCUCCCGAAUUACAAGAUGGUUGUCAGAUUUUGUGGCUGCUCAAGAAAAGAAGUUUGCUGUACUAUUGAAUAGUUUGAUUUUAGCUAAAUGUUUUAGGUGUAAACUUUGGGAAAACUCUCUGCAUGUAUCCAAACAGCUGGAAAAAAUUGGUAUAACUUUGUCAAAUGCAAUGGUAAAUGCUGGUUUGAUUUCCUUUAAAAAAAUAGAAGAAACAGAUGCAAGGGAACUUGAACUGAUUCUAAAUAGACAUCCCCCUUUUGGAACCCAGAUAAAAGAAACCGUGAUGUUUCUACCAAAAUAUAAACUUGAAGUGGAACAGAUUGCAAGAUAUAAUGAUACCAUAGCGGAAAUAUUAGUGACCAUUAUAUUAAGAAACUUUGAGCAGCUACAAACUAAAAGAACAGCACCGGAUUCUCACUACGUUACCUUAAUCAUAGGUGAUGCAGAUAAUCAAGUAGUUUAUUUUAAGCACAAAAUUAUGGAUUCUGUUUUGCUAAAAGAUGGAAAUUGGACUAAAAAGAUUGAUGUGAAGAGAGCUCUUAAAUCUGAAGAUCUUAGCAUAAAUCUAAUUAGUUCUGAAUUUGUUGGACUUGAUAUUCAGCAGAAAUUUACAGUCUUUUACUUAGGACCCAAGAGGUUUGGAAAUCAAAUAAUUAUGCAAAGAAAAUCAGAAACAGAGAUUGCCCAUUCUAAAUAUUCAGAUAGAUCUACUGUAGCAGGACCCAAUAAAGGAAUGACUCCUUGCAAAAAACCUGGGAACCGAGACUGCAAUCAUCAUUGUAAAAAUAAACAUACAUGUGGACAUGAGUGCUGUAAAACUGGAGUUGCACAGAAGUCAGAAAUUAAAGAGUCAACAAUUUCUUCGUAUUUAUCUGAUUUAAGAAAUAGGAAUGCUGUUUCAGCACUUCCUCCAGCUAAACGUCUGAGGAUACAAAUGAAUAAAUCUCAAAAUGUGGACCUUAAAGAGUUUGGUUUUACUCCAAAAGCUUCCCUUCCAAGAAUAUCAAGAUCACAAUAUUUAAAUGUACCUGAAUUGCCGAUAAUGGAGCAGUGGGAUCAACAUGAAAUCUGUGGAGAAGUUCAACAAGAACCAUCUGAAUAUCAAGACAAAGAUUUUUCUAGAUGGAACUAUUCUACAACUUCAAAUGAGAAAACCCUUCAAACAGUGUUAUUCAGUGGAAAUCUUAAUGUAUCUGGAAAUCAAAAUUUGACAGAUGCAGAUAAAAGCAACUCUCCAUUUUCAGAAGUUUUGAAUGUGAACUUUGAAUUAGGAGAUGAAGUUUGGGAUGAUUUUGAUGAUGAAAGCUUAAUAGAAGUUACUAGCUUUUCAACUGAUACUGCAAAGACAAAAACGUCAGGCCUUGGAAACACUUUGAGUUCAACUACCUGGGGAAGUAAGCUACUGCUACAAGAGUCAAAGAGCAAAUUCCAAGGAGAAAUGUCAAACAGUUUUGUUUCAUCACAUGAGAAGCCAGAUAUUUAUUUAUCAAAUGCUGCUAUGUCCAAGUUUGGUGCAUCCUCCAUGACAAAACUACCUCAACAAGCUGGAAAUGAAAAUAUUGUCCAUUUACAAGAAAGGAAACAACAAAGUCUGUCACCAGAGAUUGAGAAACUAUGCUUUACUCACUCUGAAAAAAAAUCAAAUUGUUCAAAUUUUAAGAAAGUGGAUGUUUUUAUUAGAAACAGUGAAUGUAAAAAGGAAAUUGAUUUUGGUAGGUAUCAUCCUGAUGAUGAAGCUGAUGAAAUGAAGUCUUUUCUGGGAAUAUUUGAUGGUAUUUUCUAAAACAACCUCCCCCCUGCAAAUACUUCUUAUGUUAAUAAGACAAAGUAUAAAGACACCUAAUCACAAAGUAUGCUUUUUAUUUUUAAAAAGUCAGUCAUGUUUGUUCAGAUUUUCUUAUCUUGAAUUUGAUCAGUUUUGCUGACUUUUCUUGUAAUAAAAUAGAUGGACUUAUUUUCCCAUUAUAUUGUACUCCUUGGAAAACACUUUCACAGUGGCUUUGUUUCAAUAAACUGAUAAUUAAGUUGCACUCAGAAAUAAUUAUUUGGUUAUUAAUUGAAUUUUGGCAAGAACCAAUUUAAAACUUUUGUGUAUUUUCUUAACAAGAAGAAAGGUAUUCUGUGAAAGUAAAAUAAUGCUAAGUUAUCCAGAUAUUAAAAGUAUGGGGAAAAAUGCUAAGUUAGUCACUCUAUUUAUUAUAUGGA